AGAACGUACAGAUCCAUUCCUCUGACAACUAUCAAAGAAACAGUAUGAAGGUUAUUGUGCUUCUUCUGCUUAUUCUGGCUGCAAAUGCCAAGAUAUUUGAGAGAUGUGAACUAGCAAGAGCUCUAAAAGCCUAUAGAAUGGAUGCUACAGGUGUCAGUCUUGCUAAUUGGGUCUGCUUGAUAAAGUCGGAGUCUGGUUUCAACACACAAGCUAUCGGCCGCAACCGUGAUGGAUCAACAGACUAUGGGAUUUUUCAAAUCAACAGUCGUUAUUGGUGCUAUGAUGGUAGAACCCCUGGCCGUACCAGCAAUGACUGUAAAAUCAACUGUUCACGCCUGCUGAGCGCUGACAUUUCUCAAUCUGUUAAGUGUGCCAAGAUCAUAGCAAAGCGGCAUGGCACUUCGGCAUGGUACGGUUGGAAAAAAACCUGCGCAAAUCGUAAUGUGAGACCAUAUAUUGCAGGAUGUGGAGUAUAAAGAUUUUUCCUUAUGUCUAAAUCCCAAAUGAUGUUAAAAUAAUUUCUUUCACGCAAAGAAACAUGUUUAAUGUAACUUUAUUUCUUAAGCAUGCAUAGCCAAUUUUGACUUACUGCAAUUAAAAUAAAGUAAAAUAAAACUGCU
Messenger RNA from Paramisgurnus dabryanus, 620 nucleotides. Its product is annotated as lysozyme C II-like. Gene Ontology annotation, molecular function: lysozyme activity. NCBI's taxonomy places the organism in Eukaryota, Metazoa, Chordata, Actinopteri, Cypriniformes, Cobitidae. The record is from RefSeq and is a predicted model, not a curated record.